CACCGGCUCCCGCUCGGCCCGCCCUCCGCGCCGCAGGGACCGCCACAGCCGCCGCGCCUCCCCCGGCGACCGCGCCCCCGGUCGCCGUCCUCCGGCCCGGGACUGAGCGGCCGGCGCUCCGCACAGAGAGCGUUCCAGAAUCCAGGCUGCUUUCAGGAAUAUCUCCGUGGAUUCUUGGGGCUUAUUCCACUAGAAGCAAGAUGGCUGAACUCAAUACGCAUGUGAAUGUCAAGGAAAAGAUCUAUGCAGUUCGAUCAGUUGUUCCCAACAAAAGCAAUAAUGAAAUCGUCCUGGUGCUACAACAAUUUGACUUUAACGUAGAUAAAGCAGUGCAAGCCUUCGUGGAUGGCAGUGCAGUCCAAGUUCUAAAAGAAUGGAACAUGACGGGGAAAAAGAAGAACAACAAAAGAAAAAGAAGCAAGUCCAAGCAGCAUCAAGGCAAUAAAGAUGCUACUAAGGACAAGGCAGAGAGGCCCGAGGCUGGGCCCCCGCAGCCACUGCCGCCCCAGAUACAAAACGGCCACGUGAAUGGCUGUGAGAAAGACAACUCGUCCACAGAUUCCGCCAGCGAAAAGCCGGUCCUUGUCCCUCGUGAGAAAAAGAUCUCGAUAAUCGAGGAACCUUCAAAGGCACUCCGCGGGGUCACAGAAGGCAACAGACCACUGCAACAGAAACUAUCCUUAGAUGGGAACCCCAAACCUAUACAUGGAACACCAGAGAGGUCAGAUGGCCUACAGUGGUCAGCUGAGCAGCCUUGUAACCCAAGCAAGCCUAAGGCAAAAACAUCUCCUGUUAAGUCCAAUACCCCCGCAGCUCAUCUUGAAAUAAAGCCAGAUGAGCUGGCAAAGAAAAGAGGCCCAAACAUUGAGAAAUCGGUGAAGGAUUUGCAGCGCUGCACUGUGUCUCUAACGAGAUAUCGUGUCAUGAUCAAGGAGGAAGUGGAUAGUUCAGUGAAGAAGAUCAAAGCUGCCUUUGCGGAAUUACACAACUGCAUCAUUGACAAAGAAGUUUCAUUAAUGGCAGAAAUGGAUAAAGUUAAAGAAGAAGCCAUGGAAAUCCUGACCGCUCGUCAGAAGAAAGCGGAAGAACUAAAGAGACUGACGGAUCUGGCCAGUCAGAUGGCGGAGAUGCAGCUGGCUGAACUCAGGGCAGAAAUUAAGCACUUCGUCAGCGAGCGGAAAUACGACGAAGAGCUCGGGAGAGCUGCCCGGUUCUCCUGCGACAUCGAGCAGCUAAAGGCCCAAAUCAUGCUCUGCGGAGAAAUCACGCACCCAAAGAACAGCUAUCCCUCAAGAACGCCGAGCUCCCUGCUGCCCCUGCUGAACGCCCACGCGGCAGCCUCUGAACAGAGUCACUUUACCCGAAAAUCGACCAAUCACAAACAAGCCCUCGGAGGGUAAAGCCGCAACCCCAAAAUGGCCCGCACCCUUCCCAGCGCGCCCGAAAGCUCUCCCCAGGCCGCGCCAGCUAAUAAGCAGAAUGGGUCUUCUAGCCAAAGACGGAGAUUUAAUCCCCAGUACCAUAACAACAGGCUGAAUGGCUCUGCCAAGCCACAGGGCGGUGGAAAUGAAGCUGAUUUGAUGGCGAAGGGCAACAACCGCCAUGAACACAGAAGACAGCCGCACAACGGCUUCCGUCCCAAAAACAAAGGCGGCGCCAAAAACCAAGAAGCCCCCUUGGGGACAAAGACCCCCGAGGCCCCAGCCCAUUCAGAGAAGCCCCGGCGAAGGCAGCACGCUGUAGACAACUCGGAGGCCAGGCCGUUCCGGGGGAACGUCGCUAGGGUUUCACAGUGCAAUCUCUGCCCCACGAGAAUAGAAGUUUCCACAGACGCCACGGUCCUCUCGGUCCCAGCGGUGACGUUGGUGGCCUGAGUGAGGAGGAAGAAAAAAAAAAAGCAGUUUCCACUCAGUUUUGGUUCCCUGCCCGAGGUGCUGACCCAGUUUGCUGCCAAAGAGAGUCAGUCAGAAUGUGCAGACCCUCUGUGGUUGUGUCAUCCUCUCUUAAUCAUUUUUACUAAUUCUAAUAAUCAGCCCUAGCUUGCUUUCAUAACUUUCAUGGCUUUGCUUGAUCUGUUGACGCUUUUUCUCAUCAAGACAUCGCAGCAUUUUAGCCCGGCAGUAUUUACUCGUUUGUUAGGAAAAUCAAGAUGUGGCUACAGAUCAGAGGCUCAGUAGCAACCUGUGUUGUAGCAGUGAUGUCAGUCCAUUGAUUGUCUUUAGAGAGUUAAUGUUGGGAAAAAAAAAAAAAAAAUCUUACCGAUCAGACAACCAUGAUCCGCUGAAGACACAUGCGCUUUUGUAGAAUUUAACACCUGGUGUUUUUCUGAAAAAGAAAAUAUAUAUAUAUACAUAUAUUGCUUUAUUUGAAACAAAUUAAAAUAUGCUGCAUUUGA
Lutra lutra (Eurasian river otter) is the source of this 2395-nucleotide messenger RNA. RefSeq names its product spermatogenesis associated serine rich 2 like (gene SPATS2L). NCBI's taxonomy places the organism in Eukaryota, Metazoa, Chordata, Mammalia, Carnivora, Mustelidae. Gene Ontology annotation, molecular function: protein binding. The record is from RefSeq and is a predicted model, not a curated record. Gene Ontology annotation, cellular component: cytoplasm.